GAUGAUCUUUCCAAGGACCAGGUUCAACUCCUGAAGAAGGCCUUCGAUGCCUUCGACCAGGCCAAGACUGGCUGCAUCCCCACCACCAUGGUGGGCACCAUCCUCGAGAUGUUGGGCCACGGUGUCACCGACAAGGUCCUCGAGGAGAUCAUCGCCGAGGUUGACGCCGACGGCUCCGGCGAGCUGGAGUUCGAGGAGUUCGUCACCCUGGCCUCCCGGUUCCUCGUUGAGGAGGACAGCGAAGCCAUGCAGCAGGAGCUGAGGGAGGCCUUCAGGCUCUACGACAAGGAGGGUAACGGCUACAUCACCACCCAGGUGCUCCGUGAGAUUCUCCAGGAGCUGGACGACAAGGUGACCGCCGAGGAGCUGGACAUGAUGAUCCAGGAAAUUGACUCUGACGGCUCAGGCACCGUGGACUUUGACGAGUUCAUGGAGGUCAUGACCGGAGGUGAAGACUGAACACAACAACCCUUGGCAGCGCUCCGUGUCUGUUGGUCCGGGAGAGCGGGACCUCCGCCGCCCAGCCGGCAAAAGCAUCUCAUGUCAUCCUUCAUAGCAUUUACGCCAUAUUUCACCUCCGUAAACUCGUUAUUGCUCAUUUCAUUCAUCGUCAUUGGUCAUUAUCAUCAUCAUCAUCAUUUCUUUUAAAAAAAUAUUAACGUAAUUAAAACCAUCCGUCCACAAAAGAUUUAUCUGUCUCCCUCUAUGUCAACGUUGAGAGAAAAAAAAAAGAAAUGCAUGAGUAAUCGAU
Frankliniella occidentalis (western flower thrips) is the source of this 751-nucleotide messenger RNA. RefSeq names its product troponin C, isoallergen Bla g 6.0101-like. Gene Ontology annotation, molecular function: calcium ion binding; enzyme regulator activity. NCBI's taxonomy places the organism in Eukaryota, Metazoa, Arthropoda, Insecta, Thysanoptera, Thripidae. The record is from RefSeq and is a predicted model, not a curated record.